UCUCUUUUAAUAGCUUCAUAUGCACUCAUUUAUAUAUGGAGUAGUAUAUACAUCUUGACGUGAAGCACAAAACCACCCUUGUUCUCCUAUCUUCCACAACAUCACUCCGGUUUUUCCCAGAGAGAGAAAGGUGACUUUUGAUUUCUUAUGGCCAACACUAGCGAAAAUGAGAAUGGAUGGAUAGAGAGAGUGAAGGAAGAAGGAGAUUUUCCACUUCUUGAACCAGAAAACUGUCCAAAUGGCUGGGCUACUCCUCCCGGUGACAUUUUCCGGGUUCGUGGUCCAGAGUACUUCUUGACAAACGUGAAAAUUCCCGGCGGUGAGUAUCUUUUGAAGCCGCUCGGAUUUGACUGGAUCAAAGGUCCCGCAAAGAUCUCGCAGGUCUUAAAAGAUCCGAAAAACCGCGUCAGGAAGGUUCUCGACGAAGAAUUCCCGACGGGUAAUAGGCCUCGCGUCUGGGCAUUCAAUCUACAAUUCCCAAGCAAGGACAAUCAUAGCGCCAUCGCGUAUUUCGUAGCCAGAGAGCCGAUUCCAGACGGAUCCUUGUUGGACCGGUUCUGUAAAGGGGACGACGGGUUCAGGAGAUCAAGGCUCAAAGUGAUUGCCAACAUUCCCAAAGGGCCUUGGGUUGUUAAAAAAGCAGUAGGGGAUGCUAUAUGCGUAAUCGGACGAGUACUCACUUGCCAUUACUACGUCGCGGACAAUGUCAUGGAAGUUGAUAUCGACGUUGGAUCUUCUGUGGGUGCAACUACAAUUUGUCGUCUGUGUUUGGGUUACCUAACAAAGAUUACCGUCGAUAUAGCUUUUCUAAUAGAAAGCCAGGCGGAAUCGGAGCUCCCGGAGCGGAUUUUAGGAGCAGUGAGAUUUUCUCAGCUGGAUGUUGCCGCGGCUAGGGAGGUCGAGCUAUCUUCUGAUGGAAGUGCUGCUAAGUUGCAGUCAUCCCUGACUACGCGGAUUUGGAAUUCCAUUGUGUAGGGCUUCUCCAAACUUCUUGUUUCAGGUGCAGACCCGGCCCAAGGGCAAGGCCCGAGAGGCCUGCGCCUGAAAUUUUGGCCUCAUAAGAGGGACCCCGUUUGGAGUUAUUAUAUAUCUAUAUAUAUUAUUUGUUCGCAACAUAACUUGCAGAAGUCUCCUUGGUUUAGUGGUAAGAUGCGUGUCAAUUCACGCGGCAGGACUGGGUUUAAUCCCCGCCCCCAACACUUUUUUAAGUUUUUAUUUGUAGGUUUCGAACUUGUGUCAAAGAGAACACAAGGAAACACCCCUGGUACCAAAGCAUGUUCCUUGUAAAAUUUGCUCUAAAUUUUUUAUAUAUAACAAUUAUCUCUUGUUAUUA
This is a messenger RNA of Rhododendron vialii, 1333 nucleotides long. Its product is annotated as protein ENHANCED DISEASE RESISTANCE 2-like. The coding region runs from base 148 to 975 and encodes 275 amino acids. NCBI's taxonomy places the organism in Eukaryota, Viridiplantae, Streptophyta, Magnoliopsida, Ericales, Ericaceae. The transcript is spliced from 2 exons. The record is from RefSeq and is a predicted model, not a curated record.